AUGUCGUUGCCAUCGGAAGCACCGCGCAGGCAUGUGCGUGUGGCCAUUGUCGGAUCGGGCCUUACGGGGCUCGUAGCCACCUACCUGCUCACGGCGUCGCAACCGCACGCGCCCGAUGCACCGCGCAUCAGCGUCGACAUCUUUGAGCGCGCACCCACGCUCGGCAUGGACAGCGCGAGCAUCACCGUGCCAUUAUCCCCAGCCUCCCCACAGCAGCCCGAAGCUGCACCGCCGCGCCUGGUGAAACGCGCCAGGCUGGACGCAAAGUCCGACAAGGCAACGGAUGUGGCGACUUGGAUGCGCAUCGAUGUACCCAUGCGGGCAUUCACCGGUGGAUACUAUCCGCAGCUGCUCGCGCUGUAUCGCCAUCUGGGCAUCCGCGCGCGCAAAACCAACUUCACCUACAGCUUUGCGAGGAUCGCCGAAGCAAGCGCGGUGAAGGCGGAAAGGAAGGCGCCCGAGCCGAGGCUGCUGUAUAACGGCGCCAACGGCGUGCGCGGUAUCAGCCUCCCGCACAACCUCAUGCGGCUGCGCAAGCAAGGGGAGCAAGGAUACGUGAGGCUGUCGGCGGUGCUCGAGUGCGUGCGUAGGUGCCGCGUCUACUUUGGCUCGCUCGUCGUGGUGGUGCUGGGCUAUGUGCAGCUGCUCAUCAUCGCGCUGUGGCAUAGUACGCUUGGGCAUACGGCGGAUGCGCAUCAUCCGCUGCGAACGCACACGCUGCGCGACCUCGUGCGCGAUCCGUUCCCCGCGCGACCCGCACGGGGCUCGUCCAAGCUGCGGUGGGGUGCAGAGCGGAUGGCGGAGAUGGUGCUGCGAAGGGUGGCGGGGUUGGACGAGCGGUUUGUAGAGCAGACGCUUGCGCCGCUCUUCAGCGCAGUCAUGACGUGCUCGCUCGACGCAGUGUGGGCGUCGCCCGCGACGGAGGUGCUCGAUUACGUCGCACUCACCCUCGGCAGGGAUCAUUUUGUUGUGCAAGACGGUGUGCGCACGGUGGUCCGCGCGCUGCUGGUCCACGUCACGCCGGGCGAGGACGAAAGUAGGGUUUGGACGCGCGCACAGGUGUGUCGAGUGCACCACCGCCACGGCCGGGCGUGGCUGAGCGUCAUGCACCAUGCCGAGGGCACACAGAUGUCGCGCGAGCCGUCGAACAGCAGCGCAUCGACUGGGACGGAUACGACGUGCAUCGACGACGCGAGGGAACAUGGACCGUUUGACCACGUCAUCUUUGCGACGCAGGCGAACCAGACCGCACGAUUCCUCGAGGCGUAUGCAGCUUCGCUGGGCGACGUUGCGGAAAGACGGCGGGUGCGCGAGGUGGUGGAGGCGCUGAGGACGGUGCGGUACGAACGCAGUGUGGUGGUCAACCAUACGGAUCGCACGUUGCUGCCCGUGAACAGGCGCGACUGGCGAGACCUCAACCUCGUCUCGCCCGCUCCGGCGCCAUCGGGCGAGAUGGGUCUGGGUCGGAGAGCAAGUGCGGGUUCGGACUGGACGGAUUCGAGUUCGGACAGCAGCGAUACGGAGGCGGGGCAGGAGGGGCAUACGAUGGCGACGCAUGUACUGCGUGUACCCAGCUAUGCGCGCGUGGUCAUGCAGACCACCAAUCCGCACCGCUCCCUCGAACCGAGCGAAGAUAGCGUGCUGUCGAGAGCGGCGUUUGAACGUGCGGUGCUCGAUGUGCGUGCGCACGUGGCGAGGCAGAAACUCUUCACGCGCACCAUCCGCCACACCAGCAAUGCAGAUGCGGUGCAGACGGCGGGUGGCACCCAGCUGCAGCUCGGACCGCUCCAGCCGGUGCGUGCGGCCACCGAGCAUGCCCAGGUGUGGGUCGCCGGUUCGUGGGCCUCGGGCAUUCCACUGCUCGAGGGAUGCGUCGUCUCGGCCACGCUCGUUGCCAAGUCCAUCGUAAGCGCCGAAGGAGCUUCCCUCCCAUCCUCCGCAACAUGGUAG
Moesziomyces antarcticus is the source of this 1950-nucleotide messenger RNA. Its product is annotated as FAD/NAD(P)-binding domain-containing protein. The coding region runs from base 1 to 1950 and encodes 649 amino acids. Gene Ontology annotation, molecular function: oxidoreductase activity. The transcript has a single exon. The record is from RefSeq and is a predicted model, not a curated record. NCBI's taxonomy places the organism in Eukaryota, Fungi, Basidiomycota, Ustilaginomycetes, Ustilaginales, Ustilaginaceae.